AUGGUUUCGUUGUUUGAUAUGAUGCUGCAAAAGCCGACUUUCAACCAUUUAUCGACGUCUAUACCAUCGUUAGAUUCGUUAUUGAUGAAGACUAUAAGUAAUGGUAUUUAUGAUUUUGAAAGCGUGCCCAAUUGCACUGGUGUUUCAUUUGUUGUUGGAUCGCUCAUAGUAUCUCAUUUAAGUCAUAGCAGUGAAAAUCGAGCCAUUAUUAUUGAUACUUUGCAUCCGUUCCCUUGGCAUAGUGUAGUGAAGAACGAAAAAUUCCAGGACGAAUGGCUAGAUAAUAAGCUAAUAUCGUAUACGGCGGAUACGUUUGCGAAAUUAUUUGCACUUUUGAUGUCAGAUAAGUUGGACGGGCCAAAAGAAUCGACUAUCGUUGUAAUAAAUAACUUCCAUGAACUCCUCGAGCUAUAUAAAUUGGAGUUAUCAGCGGCGUAUGAAGAAGCGCUCCUAAAGUUCCAGGUGUUAACUAACUCGAUCUUAAUAAAUAGCCGGGAAAAGAGUAAGGCGGAAGGGUACCAGCCUAAGUUGCCUGAAAUACCGGCACAAUCAGCAUUGCUAAGAGAAAAUCCGGCUUUGAAGUACCAGUCGCAUGCGAGCACCUUAACCAAUAUGAUAUCACAGUAUACAUAUAAGAACAGCCUGAUAUGCAUUUUACUUGGAUACCUAAGCUCCAAAUAUCAAAACUAUCGUCCGAAGCCAUUUUUGACAAAUGGGUCUGGGUAUGAUAGUCAAGUACCGUCUUCAGCAUCUUCAAGUACACCAUUGUCACAAGCAAGACCAUCUCUGAGCUAUGGGAGUGGGCGUCUUGUUCUCUCUGCCUCUCUAGGCGGUAAUUACACUCCUACAAAUUCUGCAUCUGCGUCUAUGUCGAGGAAGACUUCGAGCUCUACUAAUUCUUCGCUAGAUAGCUUUAUCACCUCGAGACUAAUUUUCUAUAAGGAUUGGUACCAUAAAACACCACAUUUCAAAGACAACCAUACUUUGCAACAAGAUGAGAUGCAAAAAAGACUAAUCAGCUCGUCCCAAUUAAAAAUGGUCUUUGCAGUAAAAACGAUUAAUCUACAUCAGAUGGGAUCUGAAAAUGGUCCAGUGUAUUUUGAUUAUGAUAAUGGCUAUUACGAUGAUUUUGAAGAGGAAGAUGAGAUCAACGGAGCUCCAGAAACACGUAAUAUUAAGAUCAUAGAUUUGUCUGGGUCUACUCUGAUACCAACAGAUGGUACCCCCGAGCCCAUGCCUCCAUUGCAACCAUCCAUUGUACAUAGUCCAAACACCCCACAUCCGGAGGCUACUGGUACAAACGGAAUCUCAAGUCAUUUACACGAUUCAAGAAUAGAGAAGGAAAGGUUUCUUCCUUCGUCGCCAAACCUAACAGAGAGUCAGAUUAACACGUUCUUACCUUCCACUGAUUCACAGAAUAUAAGCAAAAGCCAGCUUUCGCAAUUAGUUCAAGAAAAUCAGCAUGAAUUUCCAGAAGCUAAGAAUAGAGAAGAUCUCGAGCUGGAAAUAGAUGCAUCUGAUGAUGAGAUUAUGGGUUCAUUACUAGUAAAUAUAGUUGAUGAAGCUACUAAUUAG
This is a messenger RNA of Debaryomyces hansenii CBS767, 1575 nucleotides long. RefSeq lists its product as uncharacterized. The record is from RefSeq and is a predicted model, not a curated record. The coding region runs from base 1 to 1575 and encodes 524 amino acids. Lineage: Eukaryota; Fungi; Ascomycota; Pichiomycetes; Serinales; Debaryomycetaceae. The transcript has a single exon.